GCUACCGAUCGGUCGAGCUAUACCCUACCAGCCAAUUCAGCAGCCCAGCCACAACGACAAUGGCGCCUGCCGCCAGCAGCCUCCCGCCGCAGCUCCGCGUCCUCGACACCACCCUCGUCGCGCCAGGUGCUCCCGCACUGCCGCCGCGCUCCAUCCCGCUCACCUUCUUCGACGUCAAGUGGCUCCACAUCCCUCCCGUCGAGCGCGUCUUCCUCUACCGCCUACCCCCGGACGCCGACGUAGCCGCCAUCCUCUCCGCCCUCAGGACCUCUCUGUCCCAGGCUCUCCGCGCCUUCUACCCGCUGGCCGGCCACGUUCGCCUCGCCAACAAACGCCACGAGAUCCUCUACCGCCCGGGCGACGCCGUCCCCUUCACCACCGCCGAAUACGACGUCGACGUCGAUGACCUCGCCUCCGACGACCCCGUCAGGGUGACCACGGUCGCCCCGCUCGUGCCCCAGCUGCCCAAGGGCCGCGCGGUGCUCGCCGUGCAGGCGACGCUGUUGCUCCGGGGCCUCGCUGUUGGCGUCACCGUCCACCACUCCGCCUGCGACGGCGCCAGCUCCACGCACUUCCUCCACACCUGGGCCGCCGCAGCGACCGCCUGCGCCGGAGCAGUAGAUGACCAUCAUCAGCCUUCUCCUCCGCCCCCGGUCAUCGACCGGGCGCUCAUCCCGGACCCCAGGGGUCUCUACGACAUUUACCUGAAAAGCCUGCCGCCGAUGAUCUCUGACGAUGGGUUCGAGUUCGUCAGCAAGGCGCCCAGCUCAUUCGAGGACAAGCUUGUGGCCACGUUCACGCUGCCCCAGAACCUGCUAGUGAGCAUCAAGACCGCGGUCGCCGGCGAGGCGGCGCGGCGCGGCAUCACUCCGCCGCCUCGGUGCUCGUCGAUACUCGCCACGUACGGUUUCAUCUGGUCCUGCUACUGCCGAGCGAUGAGAGCAGGGACGACACCCAGGAGGAAAACCAGCUACUUCCUCUUCUCGGUGGAUCAGCGCCCUCGGCUGAAGCCGGCGAUCCCGGGCACGUACUUCGGCAACUGCCUCUGCCCGGCCAUCGCAACGGCGCCGGAGGAGGAGGUGGCGGCCGCGGGCAUCGGCGGCCUGUUCGCGGCGUGCGCGGCGGUGGCGGCGGCGGUGGAGGAGGUGGUGCGCGAGGGGGCGCAGGACAGGUGGGACGCCUGCGUGGACCGAGUCAAAGAGGCUGUGGCCCACGGUACCUUGUCCGUAUCCGGCUCGCCCAGGUUCCAUGUCUUCGACGUGGACUUUGGCUUGGGCCGGCCGGCCAAGGUGUCGAUCGUGUCGGCGGCCAAGGGCGCCGGCGCGAUGCCCGUGGCCGAGGCACGCGGCGGCGGUGGCGGCGUGGAGGUGGGUGUCUCUCUGCCGGCGGCCGCUGGUGACAUGGAGCGAUUCCAAAAGAGUUUUGCGGACGGCAUUGCGUGGCUCGAUUUGCUCGUCCAUCAAUCAUCCAACGGUUGCUAGCUAGCUUGCAACUUGCAGAGUACUGCGUGGAUGUGUCUGUUUAUUUGCUUGCCUGCUCCGUCGUUGACGACCGCAUUGCGUGCCUCUGUCCACUUAUUACACACUUCUGCAUGUCAUAAGUAUAUGUGAGUUCUGUUUAAUAACUUGCCAGGAUUUGGCAGCACCGGCAUCUUUACAAGUCGGUGCAGGUGGUUAUGGAUGUUUUACUCGGACACACAUGUGACAGUCUACUAUACGAAUGAGUGUUUCUAGUGUGUCUGUUCCUCCUUUUCUCUUUUAGAAGAUUGUGUGUAUCCUGGUUCUAUAUAUGCCGAGAGUGUACGUUUUGGGGUUAUUUGUAUCAGCU
This is a messenger RNA of Panicum hallii, 1827 nucleotides long. Its product is annotated as anthocyanidin 3-O-glucoside 6''-O-acyltransferase-like. The coding region runs from base 60 to 1481 and encodes 473 amino acids. The transcript has a single exon. The record is from RefSeq and is a predicted model, not a curated record. Lineage: Eukaryota; Viridiplantae; Streptophyta; Magnoliopsida; Poales; Poaceae.